CAUCAUGUCUGAUACUAUAAUCAAGUUUAUUAUAUGCUGCAGGGCAUUAGAAAGCUUUGUUGUGAACUCUUGGAUCUCAAAGAUGCAGUCGAAAACUUAUGUGGUAACGUGCGCACAAAGUACCUGGCUUUCUUAAGAAUUUCAGAGGAAGUUGUGGAGAUGAAGCAUGAACUAACUGAGAUGCAGAAACACAUAUCUUCCCAAGGUCUGCUUGUGCAGGAUUUGGUGACUGGUGUCUGUAGUGAAUUGGAAGAUUGGAAUAAAUCUUGCGGCCUGAAUGAUGUUGCUGAGAAAAACCCUCAGGUUUCUGAAGAGCAAGAUUUGACACUAAGUGAAUUACAUAACCAGAGGAUGAUACUCUUGGACAAUAUUGAUGUUCUCCUGGCUGAGCACAAAGUGGAGGAAGCAGUGGAGGCUCUAGUUGUAGAAGAGAGAAAAUAUCCAGAGUUAAAGGGCUCUGCUGACAGUUUAUCUGAGGAGGCAAACUCAUAUAGAUUAGCUUUCUUGGAAAGAAAGGCAAAGGCUGAGGGUCAAUUGGUUGAACUUGUGAAGCAACCUUUAGUUAAUAUAGCUGAACGUAGAAGAGCACUUUCUUGUUUGAUUAAACUUGGGAAAGGUCCUUCUGCUCAUCAGCUGUUGCUGAAAUCCUUUCGAGACCAUCUCCAGAAGAGCAUUGACGUUUUUCUUCCUUCAUCUUCUUUCUGCCCAAGAAUCUUUUCAGCCACACUAGCUAAACUAGUAUUCUCCAGCAUCUCUGCCACAAUAAAAGAAUCAGGUUUGAUAUUUGGCGAUAAUCCUGCUUAUACCAACAGAGUUGUUCAAUGGGCAGAAUGGGAAAUUGAGUUUUUCAUCCAUCUGGUUAAAGAAAAUGCGCCAUCCUCUGAAACAGUCUCUGCAUUACAUGCCGCAUGCAUCUGCAUACAGGCAAGUCUUAGUUACUGCUCGUUGUUGGAAUCACAAGGCCUUAAACUGUCAAAGUUACUCCUGGUGCUCUUGCGCCCGUAUAUUGAGGAAGUAUUGGAGCUGAAUUAUAGACGGGCUAGGAAAGCAGUUCUUAACUUGGUAGAAAGCGAAGAGAACUUGCCGGUGUCACCUCGCUUUGUCUCUCCACUGUCUGCCUUUGCAACAUCAUCUGAUGAUGCCCUCAUUGACAAUGGAUUGAGAUUUAUGUACAUCAUUGACAUUAGCAGUAUGCUGCUUCCUGCCGUCGCGCGGGUUGCAUUUUACGGGUUACCGUCCGACGUCGAGGAGUUUGUCUUCGUCCACAUUCGUCACGAUGGGGGUGAUGAGAGGGAUGCUGCCACCGCCGCCGCCUGA
This is a messenger RNA of Eucalyptus grandis, 1317 nucleotides long. Its product is annotated as exocyst complex component EXO84C-like. The record is from RefSeq and is a predicted model, not a curated record. Gene Ontology annotation, biological process: Golgi to plasma membrane transport; exocytosis; intracellular protein localization. The transcript is spliced from 4 exons. The coding region runs from base 34 to 1317 and encodes 427 amino acids. Gene Ontology annotation, cellular component: exocyst. NCBI's taxonomy places the organism in Eukaryota, Viridiplantae, Streptophyta, Magnoliopsida, Myrtales, Myrtaceae.